This is a messenger RNA of Vicugna pacos (alpaca), 1064 nucleotides long. NCBI's taxonomy places the organism in Eukaryota, Metazoa, Chordata, Mammalia, Artiodactyla, Camelidae. The record is from RefSeq and is a predicted model, not a curated record.
AUGAAACACGGGAACAAACCACAUACAUACAAAGUGAACAGCAGGUGCAAAGACCCUGAGGUUGCAAACGUGUUCGACUCGGAUAUAGAACAGAAAGGAGGCGAGUGCAGGUGCAGAGCCCUGGUCCAUAGACCAUCCGUAACUGUUUAUCCAAUAAACAAAGUCAUACAUCUCCUCCCCGAGGAAGGAGAGGUGGGGACCAGACCCGCAUUCCACUCCACUGAGUCAAUUUUUUUCUCCUGUCUGCUGUGGAGACAGCAAGGUCUGUUGCCCUGGCAACUGCCCUCCGACUGCCAUGGCAACCGCCAUCGAAGGCUCCAGCUCUCCACCUUGCCCCUUGGGCAUCUCCAUGGAGACGGGCGGGAUGGAGGGGCUGCAGGAGUUCCAAGGCUGCGCCUGCGUAGAGUGGAGGGAGGGGGUGAGCAGGGUUCCCUGUCGUGCGCAGCCGCAGAGCAUCUCAGCUCUGCCCUCUCGCCCAGGCGCUGCGCAUUUGCCAGCCAGUCCGCCCGUCCGGAGCCCGGCUCGCUGGGGCAGCAUGGCGGGGUGCGGGCCGGGGGCGCCGGCCUUUUGGUCCUGCUGCUGUUGGGCUGGCUUGGGCCACCUCCCGCGCUCUGCGCUCGGCCGGUAAAGGAACCGCGCAGCCUGGGCGCAGCCUCGCCGCCCUUGGCGGAGGCCGGUGCUCCCCGGCACGUGGACCCCGAGCUGCUGAGGUAUUUGUUGGGGCGGAUCCUCGCGGGAAGCGCGGACUCCGAGGCUGUGGCUGCCCCGCGUCGCCUCCGCCGUGCCGCGGACCAGGAUCUGGGUCCUGAGGUGCCCCCUGAGGGCGUGCUGGGGGCUCUGCUGCGUGUAAAGCGCCUGGAGACCCCCGCACCCCAGGCCCCCGCGCGCCGCCUCUUGCCCUGAGCACCACCUGGAUCCUGCGCACCCUCCCGCCCAGGACCGCCCGACCCCUGACACCCCGACUGCUCCUCCCGCACGUCGAGAGCGGCUUAUCCCGCCAGCCACUGUUGCUGCCCUCGAACCCCAAGAUCCCCACCCCCACAAUAAAUAUGAUCUGAAGCAGC